Hordeum vulgare subsp. vulgare (domesticated barley) is the source of this 3013-nucleotide messenger RNA. Its product is annotated as nucleolin-like. The record is from RefSeq and is a predicted model, not a curated record. Lineage: Eukaryota; Viridiplantae; Streptophyta; Magnoliopsida; Poales; Poaceae. Bases 95 to 2719 code for a protein of 874 amino acids. The transcript has 11 exons. Gene Ontology annotation, molecular function: mRNA binding. Gene Ontology annotation, cellular component: nucleus.
AGAGGUCGUAACAUAUCUCCAAACUCCAAUCUCCAACCUCACCGUCGAACCACGACACCGAACCUUACACAGCAAACCCUCGGCGACCUUCCCCAUGCCUCCGGCCAAAGCCAGGAAACCCCGGCGGCGGCCGCGGGCUGCGGCCGCCUCCCCAGAGAGCUCCUCGGCGCCCCCUCCGGUUGCGGCGGAGACUCCUCCCGCGUCCGCCACCCCAGAGAGAUCCCCGGCGCCCCCUCCGGUUGCGGCGGAGACCACUCCCGCGGCCGCCCCGCCAGAUACCUCCCCGGCGCCCCCUCCUGUUGCGGCGGAGACACCUCCCGCGUCCGCUACCGCAGAGAGAUCCCCGGCGCCCCCUCCUGUUGCGGCGGAGACCACUCCCGCGGCCGCCCCGCCAGAUACCUCCCCGGCGCCCCCUCCGGUUGUGUCGGCGACCCCUCCCGAGUCGGCGGAGGCUAGUGUUACGGUUGCGGAGGAUGGUGGCGGGAACGACAAGAUGGCGGUGGAGGAUCUCGGUGAGGUGGGGCGUGAGGAGGCCACCGGGGCGGAGUCCCUAGAGGAGGAAGCCUACGAGGAGGAGCCGGAUGAGGAGGUGUUGGAGGAGGAGGACCCUGAUGCGGAGGAUGAUCCCGAGGAAGCGGAGGAGGAUCUAGAGGACGCGGAGGAGGAUGCUGAGGACGCUGAGGAGGAAUCCGAUGAAGUCGAGCAUGAUGAGAAGGAUACCGUUCUGGCGGCUGGGUCGGAGAAGACGGCGACUGUGGAUGGCGGUGAUGAGGAGAAAUCAAUGGUAACGGUAUCCAAGGAGGGCGGCGGUGAAGUUACAGGGUUGGAGUCUGCCGUGGUAGAGGAGGCCGCUAAUGUGGAUGAUGGACUAGAAGAGGCAGAAGAGGAGGAAGCUGAAGAGGAUGCAAUGGAAGAGGCAGAAGAGGAGGAAGUUGAAGAGGAUGCAAUGGAAGAGGCAGAAGAGGAGGAAGUUGAAGAGGAUGCAAUGGAAGAGGAUACUACAGAGCUCCCGGGAGAAGGUGCCGCCCCAGAUGACAUGAAUGAACUAUCUGAAGAAGAACAUGAAGAAUCUGGGCAUGAAGGUACAAAUGGGAAUAACGACGAGGAUGGUGUUGCCUGCCAGUUGAAUGUCCAUUCUGAGGUGCAGAAUGGUGAACUUGACUCCUCAUUGCUCACACUGGGUUCAGUUUCAGUGGGCAAUGCUAAAGACUUACAAAUAUUUCUUCAUGGAUUGCCUAAGGGUUGUCCCGAGAAAGACAUUACAGAGGUCUUUUCUCAAUUCGGAGAGAUCGAAUCUAUUAAAAGAAUUAGAAAAAAGAAUGGCGGCGUUGCAUUCGUUCGUUAUAUGAGCACUGAAGCUGCAAAGAAGGCUCUUGCCGAAUUUAAGGAGGGAGCUGAGGUGACAGGGGAAAUGGUUAAAGUAUCAGCUUCUAGAGGUGAUAAUACUCUUUACCUUAGAAACAUCUGCAAGAGCUGGACAAAAGAGCAGGUGCGAAUCUCCUUGAGAAGUAUCGGUAUCGAUGGAUUUGAUAUGAGUUUACCCGUUGAUCCUGAAAUUGGAGGACAAAACCGAGGGAUUGCUUUUCUCAAAUUUGCUUCGCCUGACAAUGCCAAAGCUGCAUCUCAGCUGCUACAGCAACCGGAUCCAUUGAUUACCAUUGUUAGAAGUGUGAAAGAAUCUGCUCAAAUCCCUACAGAAUCAAGUCAGGAGCUUGCUAUGCAGAUGCAGGUUAAAACAGUAUACCUCGAACAUAUUCCUCUUUCUUGGGAUAAGAGCAAAGUUAAAGAAUGUUGCAAAGCAUAUGGGGUGAUUCAGGAUGUUCACAUUUUAAAGAAGUCAAAAGCAAAAAUUUCUUUUGUCGAAUUCUCAUCCAGGAAGAGUGCAUUAGCUUGUGUGGAAGGAAUAAACAGUGCCAAUAUUGGUGGUGAACUUAAGCUGGCUGCAAGUCUUGCUCGACCACGUCGGGAAAUACAACUUGACAAGAAGAGUGCUAAAGGUGGGGUCAAGGUCAAUAGUGAUGCAACUUCUAAAGACACCAACAAUUCUAUAAAGAAAAAGAACCAGAAUAGGGAGGUCGUAGUGAAGGAUUCACCACAUAAAUUGCGAAAAGGUGAUGUGAGCAAGCUGACCUCACAUGUUGAUGUGAAAGUACCACAAUCAUCCAACCCAUCUAAAGGCAAACGGAAAGCCGGAAAGACUGAAAAUACCGCUGUAAAUGAAAGGCUACCGAAGAGAGCCCGGAAGAAUCGUGAUGUUCUGACAAAACCUUCCAACAGAACAUCUCAUGGUGGUUAUGCUAGAGUUCCCUAUGCAGGAGAAUCUUCUGGAAACAUUAAACGCCCUGGGCGAUCUCGAUAUGUAACUGGCAACCAAUCUUACCCUAUUGCGGGCGCAUCUUCCAGAUCUAAACCAAAUGCUCGUGACCUGGAACCUCAUGCUGGAUACAUCCCGCCUACAAAUCGUGUUCGUGCACCUGCAAAUCAUGUUCCAGUCACCUAUGUGUAUGAUCAGCCGAGAAGCGCACCAUCCACUAUCCAUCACAUUGAUGAUCUUCCUCAUGCUAGAGAAAUAGCAGUUCCACCACCAGCCUAUGGGUACACAAGCAAUCCUCAAUACCAGGAUGGAUAUCCAUACGCCUACCUUCCUCCGCCUCGUCCAAGUGGAUCUUACCACUACCCAGGAACUGGCGCAUACAGCCCGCGAAGGAGAUACUACUGACAAAAAUCCUAGUGCCAAUUCCAUGCUUUCGUGUGUAAUACUGCAAAUACAGAACGUUUGCAGUUUCCAGGGACACGUAUGUUGUUUUGCUAGAUGGCUGAUGCUGGAAAGAAGUAACAUUCAGUUCUGUCUGGAUGCUUAGGUUUUCAAUUUAUGUUCGAGUGAAAAAGCAUCAUUAGUCCAUAAUCUCGUUUACAUUUUGGUCCAAGGAAUGAUCAGAGAGGAUAGAGGAUCAACCCUGAUAUUUUUUGGGGUUUAUACAGUAAAAUGCACCUCUCUCGGCAUUUCAUUGAA